Messenger RNA from Camelina sativa (false flax), 2241 nucleotides. NCBI's taxonomy places the organism in Eukaryota, Viridiplantae, Streptophyta, Magnoliopsida, Brassicales, Brassicaceae. The record is from RefSeq and is a predicted model, not a curated record.
AUGAAAGGCGGAGGCGGUGGAGGAGGAGUUGGUGGUGGUGGUGGCGGAGGAGGAGGAAAACGACGGUGGAAAGUUCUGGUUAUUGGAGUUUUGGUACUUGUGAUUCUCUCUAUGCUUGUUCCUCUUGCUUUCUUGCUCGGUCUUCACAAUGGCUUUCACUCUCCUGGAUUUGUCACUGUUCAACCGGCUUCUUCUUUUGAGAGCUUUACCAGAAUCAAUGCUACCAAACAUACUCAGAGAGAUGUAUCCGAACGGGUCGAUGAGGUUCUUCAAAAAAUCAAUCCAGUGCUUCCAAAGAAAAGCGACAUGAACGUGGGUUCCAGGGAUAUGAAUAGGACAAGCGGCAGUGUAUCUAAAAAAAGAGGAUUACCAGUGUCCCCAACUGUUGUUGCCAACCCAAGCCCUGCAAAUAAAACAAAAACUGAAGCCACAUAUAAAGGUGUUCAGCGGACAAUAGCGAGUGCUGAUGAAAGUUGGAGAACUUGUGAAAUGAAAUAUGGGAGCUACUGCCUCUGGAGGGAGGAAAAUAAGGAACCGAUGAAAGAUGCUAAGGUGAAGCAAAUGAAGGACCAGCUAUUUGUUGCUAGGGCAUACUAUCCAAGUAUUGCUAAAAUGCCUUCUCAAGACAAGUUGACUCGGGAUAUGAAACAGAAUAUUCAAGAGUUUGAGCGUAUUCUUAUUGUAAGUUCACAAGAUGCUGACCUUCCACCACAGGUUGAGAAAAAGUUGCAGAAGAUGGAAGCUGUAAUUGCAAAGGCAAAGUCAUUUCCAGUCGACUGUAACAAUGUUGACAAGAAAUUGAGACAGAUCCUUGAUUUGACAGAGGAUGAAACUAGUUUCCACAUGAAACAGAGCGUGUUCCUCUACCAGCUUGCAGUACAUACAAUGCCUAAGAGUCUUCAUUGCUUGUCAAUGAGACUAACUGUGGAACAUUUCAAGUCAGCUUCACUAGAGGAUCCUAUUAGUGAGAGAUUUUCAGAUCCCUCAUUGCUUCACUUUGUUAUCAUCUCCGAUAAUAUACUUGCGUCGUCUGUUGUGAUCAACUCAACGGUUUUACACGCAAGGGACAGUAAAAACUUAGUUUUCCAUGUACUGACAGACGAGCAGAAUUACUUUGCAAUGAAACAAUGGUUUGUUAGGAAUCCCUGCAAACAAUCAACUAUUCAAGUAUUGAACAUUGAAAAACUCGAGCUGGAUGAUUCUGAGAUGAAAUUGUCUUUGCCUGCGGAGUUUCGUGUUUCCCAACAGAAUAGAACACACUAUUUAUCCCUUUUCUCUCAAUCUCACUAUCUGCUUCCCAAAUUAUUUGACAAAUUGGAGAAGGUUGUGAUUCUGGAUGAUGACGUUGUAGUCCAGCGAGAUUUGUCUCCCCUUUGGGACCUUGAUAUGGAAGGGAAAGUGAAUGGCGCUGUGAAGUCGUGCACUGUGAGAUUGGGUCAGCUAAAGAGUCUCAAGAGAAGAGGAAGUUUUGAUACCAAUGCUUGCCUCUGGAUGUCUGGUUUGAAUGUUGUUGAUCUUGCUAGAUGGAGGGAAUUAGGUGUUUCAGAAACCUACCAGAAAUUUUACAAAGAGCAGAUGAGUGGUGGAGAUGAGUCGAGUGAAGCAAUAGCAUUGCAGGCAAGCUUGCUUACAUUUCAAGACCAAGUUUAUGCUCUAGACGACAAAUGGGCACUAUCAGGUCUUGGUUAUGACCACUACGUCAAUGCCCAAGCCAUAAAAAACGCUGGCGUAUUGCACUAUAACGGGAACAUGAAGCCGUGGCUUGAGGUGGGAAUCCCAAAGUACAAAAACUAUUGGAGAAAGCAUCUGAAUCGGGAAGAUCGGUUCUUGAGUGAAUGUAACGUGAAUCCUUGAUGAGUAAGUAGUUUUACACACGGCCAAUGCUUUAGAAGCAAGGUCACACGCAAAGAAAAGAUUUUAGAGUGCAACAUCUCAUAUUUUUGGGUCAAUAAACCCGAAGGCAUUGCAGGAGAAAUGCUGAAGGGGAAAGAGCAAGCAGAAGCAAAUACCAAAUUGAUUUUAAGAGACGUGAUGACGGUGAUUCGAAAAGCUUUGAUAUGAUUAAAAAAAAAAGAGAGAGCAUGUGAAGAACUUUGAUAUGUUGUAUAUGAUUUUUUGCUAAGAGAUGUGCCAUUCUAUUCUUUUCCUCUGCGUUAUUUUCCAAUUUGUCAUUGUAGUUUCUGUUUUAUUCUUUACUUUUUGUGACGUACCAGAAUAGAAGGCGAUAAGAGUUUUUAUCUA